AUGGCCACAAUGGACAAAGACCCAGAGGGCCCCACCAUCGCCUGCCCCAUCAUCGCCUCCAACUCCAGCUUCAUCUGCGUCACAGCAAAGUCUCCCAAGGCAAGUGCCCAGUUUGUGCUCCCAGAGAUCAGCACCAUCCAACAGUUCAAGGAGGAAAUUUCCAAGCACUUCAACUGUGAGACCAACCAGCUGGUGCUCGUGUUCUUUGGAAGGAUCCUGAAGGAUCAGGACACCCUCCGGCAGUGUGGGAUCAUGGACGGAAUGACUGUCCACCUGGUGAUCAGAUCCCUCAAGAGGGACCAGGAAGACCCACCUCAGCCUCCCUAUGUGCCCAGGACCAUGACACAUGCCCUGAUCCCAUCUGCCAGCAGUCUCACCUCCCCUGCUUUCAGCCCAAGCAGUCAGGGCUCCUGGGGCCUCCCCGACCUGAACCCCACCAGUACUGAGUGGCAGGUGGUGCCCACCUCAGAGAUGAUCAUCCAGAAAGUCCGGCAAGUGAUUCUGGCCAACCCAGAGAUCCAGCAGCUGGCUCAGCAAGUCCCAGCCAUCAGCCACAUCCUGAACAAUAUGGACAUCAUGAGGGUAAUCCUGGAUAAAAUGAGGGAAAUCAUGGACCUUGCCAAGAACCCUGACAUGAUCCAGGACCUGAAGGCUCCAGACCAAGCGUUGAUCAGCCUUCAAGGCAGCAUCCCUGGGGGUGACAACCCACUGAGGCAACUGAACAGUGAGAUCCAGGAGCCCGGGCUGAGCGCAGUGCAGGACCUCUUUGCCUUCAGCAACCCCUAUGCCACCCUGGUGAGAAGCCCCUGCCCAGAGCACACAGGCCUGGGCAGCCAGAGCUCCCACAUGGAAACCCCAGAGCGCAUGGGCACCUUGCCCAUCUCCCACAGUUCCACCAGCAUUUGUACCAAUAGCACCUGCAGCGACGAAGGAGGCAUCUUCAGUAGCCUGGCCAAUCCUCUCGGGCACAGCUCAUCCAUGCCCAACCUCGCCCCCACUGCUGGGGCAGGGAUGUUCGGUGUGGGUGGCAUCCAGAACCCAGAUGCCAGCGAGAUCCCCAAGCUCAUUGUGAACCUUUGCAACGCCUACACCAAGCGCAUGAUGUUCUCCCUCAUGCAGAACGCGCUGCUGGCCUCCGAAGGGUCAGGCCAGGCGUCUCAGCAGGAGCAAGUCCAGCAGCUGUUGCUCCACUUCUCCCAGCAGAUGCAGAGCCCAGAGAUGGUGGCCGCCAUGUCCAACCCCAAGGCCAUCCAGGCCUGGGUGCAGAUGGAGCAGGGCCUGCAGGCACUGGUAGCCGAAGCCCCGGUCCUCAUCCCCUGGUUCAUGCUGCGCUUGAGAGGGCUGGGGUACUCGACCGGGGUGAGCCCGUGGGCCAAUGACUCCCCAUGCCAAGGAUCGGCUGCUCUGGAAUAG
Messenger RNA from Rhineura floridana, 1413 nucleotides. RefSeq names its product ubiquilin-1-like. Gene Ontology annotation, biological process: ubiquitin-dependent protein catabolic process. The coding region runs from base 1 to 1413 and encodes 470 amino acids. The transcript has a single exon. Lineage: Eukaryota; Metazoa; Chordata; Lepidosauria; Squamata; Rhineuridae. Gene Ontology annotation, molecular function: polyubiquitin modification-dependent protein binding. The record is from RefSeq and is a predicted model, not a curated record. Gene Ontology annotation, cellular component: cytosol.